AUGGGGAGACCUGAGGCCCAGAGAGGUGAGAACUAUCACAAUGCAUCAGCAAGUAGCAGAGUAGAGUGUGCAUCUGAGCCCCUCAGGCUCUGCGAGCCCUUUCCACGUGUUCCAGAUCCCCAGACCAGAAGGCACUGCCCAGCAACCCUAGGACAAGUCUGCGUGGGAGGCCAGAGACCUGCUUUUCCUAUCACCUCUCUGGGCCUAGAAUCUCGGGUGAUAAGACCAUCAAUGACUGCAAGACUCUGGUCUUUCCGGAAGCGUAACCGUGGAAGAGAUCCCUGCUCCUCCGUGACACAGCUGUGCAAUUGGGAUGAAACCUUCAGGUAG
Rangifer tarandus platyrhynchus (Svalbard reindeer) is the source of this 330-nucleotide messenger RNA. The record is from the annotation of a GenBank genome assembly. NCBI's taxonomy places the organism in Eukaryota, Metazoa, Chordata, Mammalia, Artiodactyla, Cervidae.